Molecule: messenger RNA, 756 nt
Organism: Nicotiana attenuata
Lineage: Eukaryota; Viridiplantae; Streptophyta; Magnoliopsida; Solanales; Solanaceae
Exons: 1
Coding region: 236-535 (99 amino acids)
Source: RefSeq, a predicted model, not a curated record
AGUGGAAAUUUUCUUUCCCUAUGUCCAUUUCCAGAUCUUUCCAAUUCUACUUGGGAAAGGAUUCCCAAUUCUUUAAUCCACCCCCCUAUAUAUACUUCUCCUUCUGCAGCUUCUUUUCUUCGUAGCCAAGUUUACAACGCUUCUUUCAUAAAAGAAACCAACAAAGCAAUACUUUCAGUUUCUUGUCUUUUAACUCCAUUCGUUUUCCAAGUUAGAAGCAAUAAAAACACGAACAAUGAUGAUGUCUAUAUUCAGUUCCUUUGAUGCUCUCUCUGCUGAGGUUUUCGGACAAAAGGUAACCCCUUUUUGGGCACCCACUACUGAGACAAAACAACAGCAAAAAGGGGUUGGACCUCUUGUAUCAGAUCACAAGACUGGUGGUGUUUCUCCGCCGUCUCCUUCCUCAACCGGUGGUGAAAAGAAGGCCGGAGAGGCAUCGCCGCCGUCAUCUUCGUGCCAACAGCAGCAGAAGAGGCAGAGGUUUGCACUGGAAUUGGAUGGUAUCCACUGUUUCGAGACUAUCAUUCCCUAUUGAUUUUUUUUUAAAAAAAAAAACUAAAAUUCUAAGAUAGAAAUUCGUUAUUAUUGUCUAGUCAUGAUCAUGGUCAUGUAUUCUGCUGUAAAUUCAGGAAGUUGAUAUACAAUUCAUUUUUUCACUUCUUUCCCCCUUCUUAUUUGUAAGAUGAGAUUGAGGGGAAAUUAAACUAUAUAGCUAUUCUGGCUGGAUUUUUUUAUGUGCCAGAUUAAUUUCUUGCA